AUGGAGAAGAAGAUAAGAAAACUAGAGAAGGAACUCGCCGACUACGAGUUUCCCUAUGAUGCAUUGGAGAAGGAUGCUAAUGGAGUGAUUACAGCAAUAAAGAAAGUCAAAGAUCUGAAGAAGCAAGUAAAGAAAAUGGAAGAUGAGAAGAAGAAGCUAGAAGAAGAGAUUGAGAAUCUGAGACAAAAGUGGAAGAUUGUGAAAUCCAGGCUGAACAAGAUCAUCAACGAAACAAUUUGCUACAAGCGCAAAAUAUCGAUGUUUCUGCAAGGAAUGAUGAACAAGAGAGUGAGAAGUCGAAACUCCAAAACUCUGCUCAAGCUCUCGGACUCCAUUCAUUUUGAGAAUGGGCAUCAGAAGACGCAAGAAGAGGAGAGUGCACGAUUGAAUGCCGAAGCAGCAGCUAAAGCAAAGAAGGCAGAAUAA
Messenger RNA from Caenorhabditis remanei, 426 nucleotides. RefSeq lists its product as uncharacterized. Bases 1 to 426 code for a protein of 141 amino acids. The record is from RefSeq and is a predicted model, not a curated record. The transcript is spliced from 4 exons. NCBI's taxonomy places the organism in Eukaryota, Metazoa, Nematoda, Chromadorea, Rhabditida, Rhabditidae.